Messenger RNA from Phaedon cochleariae (mustard beetle), 1768 nucleotides. Lineage: Eukaryota; Metazoa; Arthropoda; Insecta; Coleoptera; Chrysomelidae. The record is from the annotation of a GenBank genome assembly.
GCCCAAACUACGGGAAAAAGCUCGCACUUUCAAUCUUAGGUUCACCUUGGCGACCGCGAAUAGUUCAUCAAGAAAAAGUCCCUUUCUUAAACAGCUGAUUUUGACAGACGUGACAAGCGACAGUGUUAUUUGAGGUGCGUAAAGGUGUGAAAGAUCUCAUUUUCAAAUAAAAAUGAGUUCGUCAGAUAUUGCCGGGCCGAUAACGAAUACUUGUGUAGUUUGUGGAGUUGAUAAAAAUCUUUCCCGUUGUGCUCGUUGUAGGAUAACUUAUUAUUGCUGUAAGGACCACCAGAAAAAGGACUGGAAAAAACAUAAAGUGACAUGUAAAAAACAGGACUCUGCUGAUAGUGUUGAAAAAAAAUAUGGUCACAUUGUGAGCAGUCAAGAAUGUAGUACUUUAUUACCAAGUGAAGGCAGCUCAGAAAACGAAAUCCUGAGUUCUCUUGGAGAACAACUUGCCCCAAACAAUAACUAUGAAAUAUCGUCAACAGAGAAGUCUUUGAAAUCACUUGAUACCACCAUGCCUAUCAGUGGGAAAAAUAUUGUACAAUCAAAACAUAAAACUCUCAAAGACUUUCCUGAAAUAAGUCUCAAUUCUAGUUCUGCAUCUCUUCACCAUAACAUACAAGAUGACUAUUUAGAGGAAAUGAGCAGAAACGUUGUACAGGACUUGAGUGCAUAUGGACUAUGUGUAAUAGAUAACUUCUUAGGUGCUGAAAGAGGAAAAACUGUCCUAGCAGAAGUGUUGAAAAUGGAGUCUCAAGGUGUGUUUCGUGAUGGACAACUAGUUUCCUCAAAAGGCAACAAGGAGGAUCUAAAGACUAUUAGAAGUGACCAAAUCUGUUGGGUACAUGGUAAAGAGACAAACUUUCCUAAUAUUGGUUAUCUGGUUAGUCAAGUUGAUGCUGUUAUCAUGAAAGCCAAUAAAUUGUCAACCAAUAGUCAGCUAGGGCAGUACAAUAUAAAUGGAAGAACCAAGGCAAUGGUUGCAUGUUACCCAGGAUCAGGGUCUCACUAUGUCAAACACGUUGACAAUCCAAAUAGGGACGGCAGAUGCAUAACAGGAAUAUACUACCUCAAUCUCAAUUGGGAUGUACAAAGGAGUGGGGGUUUACUGAGAAUAUUUCCUGAAGGCUGGAGAGAAGAUAAAGUAGCAGACAUUGAGCCCCUUUUUGACCGACUGCUAUUCUUCUGGUCGGACAGAAGAAACCCCCAUGAAGUUCAACCUGCCUUCAAUACCCGUUACGCUAUUACGUUAUGGUAUUUUGACGCGACUGAAAGGGAAGAAGCGUUGAGGCGAUAUGAGAGAGAAAGAAAUGGUCUACAACAACAAUCAAAAUGACAUGUAUUAACAGCUGUGAGAAUGAAUGGAUUUGAACAAAAAAGUGCAAAUAAUUUGAACAAAACUUCUGAUUUUGAUACGUCCCCUGUAAAUAUUUCUGAAUAUUUUGAGGAACUCUUAACUGUUAAGAUAAGAAACAUGUGAUAUUUGAAAUUAUUCAUUCUUAGUAAUAACCUACACCCACUGUGCUUAUUUUUGUUUUCAACCUUGUAUUGAUUGUCAUUAGUUGAAACCAAGAUGCAUCUAAUAUGGUGAAUAAAGUGUUUUUUCUUCAUCCAAAACUAUUGACAGCAUAGUGCUGUCAACUGAAUAAUUUAUUAUUGCUGUCUUAACUGCAGUCAGUCAAUUGAUUUCAAAUCAUUAUCAAGGCUGUUCUAUAAAUUUAGUAUAUAGGCUGUUUUGAGUGAAAAAGAAACUGAAAUGCUU